This is a messenger RNA of Nyctereutes procyonoides (raccoon dog), 1068 nucleotides long. RefSeq names its product DEP domain containing 4 (gene DEPDC4). Gene Ontology annotation, biological process: intracellular signal transduction. NCBI's taxonomy places the organism in Eukaryota, Metazoa, Chordata, Mammalia, Carnivora, Canidae. The record is from RefSeq and is a predicted model, not a curated record.
AUGCGUCCUGAAGAAGCGGGUGGCUCGGACUUGGCUCCCGAGGGCCGCUCCUCCCCGGCGCACCUGCUCUGUCUGGUCCUGGAUGACGAACCGCUGCUCCGCUUCUCCGGAGCUGCUCUCCCUGCGCUCUCCCUGCGCUCUCCCUGCGGUUCCGGGAAAGCCGUGCCUCGCAAACAUCAGUACGCACUCGGAUCAUCUGGGGGCUUUGUUCAGAUGCAGUUGGGAGUAGGGUCUGACUCUGCAUUUCUCCUUAGUUCCCAGAGGACGCCAAUGCUGCUGCUGCCGCUCAGAAGGCUACACUUAGAACCACAGAGAGUUAAAGUAGGAGGCGGCAAGCGCGAGAAGUAUUUCCUUAACCCGGCCUGCUUGUUUAAGGAAGGAUGCUCUGGUCCUUUUCAAUCUACUCAGCUAUAGGAUGGUAUUAUUCACUCUCUUCAGACUCAAGCGGAAGUUAAAAGGAGGCAUAAUUUAUAAACAUGCAAAGACUGUUUUACUGGUUCUAAUGCCAUUGAUGUAGUAUUAAGUCAUCUAAUGCAAAAUAAGUGCCUAAGAAGUAAUGACACUCUGAACGGAGUUUGUCAAGUUCUAAUGAAUCACAAAGUAUUUUCAAUCACAAAGCUAUUGAAAAAUUAAAAGGAAUUAGAAUUUGAAGAUUCAAACAGUAGUCUCUACAGGUUCCUAAGCCAUAAAUUAUCUUAUAUUUUUUAUUUUUUUUUUCAGAAGAAAAAAGUUCACAUAUUAUUUCCUAACAGACUAGGAGAUGAAAUUAUUUCAAAUCCUCCAGCACAAGGGAUUGGUGAGGAAAGAUUAGAGGAACUUAUUCAUACAAUGAGUAGGAAUGUGGCUUUACCUCCAAAUAUCCAUGUUCUCUCACUUUCAAAAGAAGCUGUUUGGAAACCACAGAUAUUGCUAUGUAUUUUUCAACUGAUUCACCUUCCAUUCUUGGAAAAUAUUUUGGAGGCUUCAAUUAAAAUACAAAUUCUUCAGUUAAGUAAGGAGGAAGAUCUUAUUCUCUCAAACACUUCUCUAGACAGAGAGGUUGUUCUAAGCUUAUGUCUACCUGAGUAA